GUGCGGACCUGGACCCGCCUGAGGCGGCUCUUCAGGACUGCCAGUUCCACUUGUUUGGCGACGAGAUCGUGGGCAGGAAAUGCGAUCCACGAGAAGGAUUCCAGAACAAAGUCCAGGAGCUGUUGCGCGUGUAUCCGGCGUACCACAGCGAAGG
Molecule: messenger RNA, 154 nt
Organism: Symbiodinium sp. CCMP2456
Lineage: Eukaryota; Dinophyceae; Suessiales; Symbiodiniaceae
Source: the annotation of a GenBank genome assembly